CCUUACACCACGGGAAAUACACCUUCAAACAAGAAUCUCCAUAUCCCAUACUUACUCUUUCGUCUUCCUCCUUCUCACCCUCCCCGUCUCUCCAUCCCCUCCCCCAUCUCCCGCCUCGAGUGCGCAUCUCGCAUACCUGCAAUUGCCUCCCUAUUUCUCGGCGACACCACCACUACACGGAUUGUUGAUCGCACGCGGCCGUUGUCUCAGGAGUAAACCGAACCCGACCCCGGAAACUACAUACCACACAACUUCAGUUUCAGCGCAAAAUGAGCUACAACAACGGCGGCUACAACCAGGUUGGAGGCUACGGCUCCAACCCAUACGACCAGCGCGGCGAUGAUUCCUAUGGCCAGGGCGGUGGUGACCGUUACAACAACUACUCACAGGGCCGCUACGAUGACCCCAACGCGGUGGAGAUGCAGCCCUACGGCGGCAACCAGGGCGGCGCAGACCCCAAUGCCAUCCUCAACGAAUGCCGCGAGAUCGAUCGCGCCCUCGACCAGAUCGAUGGACAGCUUGCCAACCUCGAGCGCGUCUUCAAGCAGGUCUUGGCACGACCAGACAUGCCCUCCGGCGAAAUCACAAACCUGAGCUCCCAGGUCAUGACGGGAUACAGGGCGCUCGUCUCGCGCGUCAAGAACAUCAAGUCCAAGCCCGAGUCGGGUAACCCGCGCAACGCACCACAGGUCGGAAAGGUCGACCGCAGGCUCAAGGCCACCAUCAACAAGUACCAGAACCUCGAGGCUGAAUUCCGACAAAACUCCCAGGCUGCCGCCGAGCGCCAAUACCGCAUCGUCAGGCCCGAUGCUACUGACGAGGAGGUCCGACAAGCUGUUGAGGACCCUGAUGCACCAAUCUUCCAGCAAGCUCUUAUGAGCUCCGACCGCCGCGGCCAAGCCCAGUCCAGCCUCCGUAACGUCAAGGAGCGACACGAGGCCAUCCAGAAGAUCGAGAGGCAAAUGGUUGAGUUGGCACAGCUUUUCCAGGAUCUCGACCAGAUCGUCAUGCAGCAGGAGCCCCUUGUUGAGAACAUUGAGCAGAAGGGCGAGGAGAUCCACUCCAACGUCCAGCAGGCAAACACUGAGAUUGGUGGCGCCAUUGAGAAGGCGAGGAGCCGUAACCGCAAGAAGUGGUGGUGCUUGCUCAUCUGCAUCCUCAUCAUCAUUGUCAUCGCCGUCGUCGUGGCAGUCGUCGUCACAAUCAACAACAAGAAAUAAACGACAACACAUACCCCUCGCCCGGCCGGUCAAAAGUCACCCCCUCACAUCUCGAUCACACCCGUGUGACAAUUCUUUCUACUGCUUGGAAUUUCUUCUUUCUUUGGUCUACCCUGGGUUAUUUUGCUGUUGGUACACACGGACGACCAACCCCUCGCCUUCCAUCAUCUUCAACAACCCGCUCACACACGCGAUCCCCCCAUCUCUCUCCGCAUUCUCAAUUUUCCAUUGCUCGAUAUCCAUUCCCAUCCCAUACAUCCACCGAUUGCAUCGUAUCUCAUUUUAGUCAUCUCAAACACAAGGCGGGUCCCGGUACGAUUUGUAUAAUAAACUCUUCUGAAGUGGAUAACGGAACAAAAAAAGAAUUAAAACACAC
Messenger RNA from Aaosphaeria arxii CBS 175.79, 1596 nucleotides. Its product is annotated as syntaxin. Bases 270 to 1220 code for a protein of 316 amino acids. Gene Ontology annotation, molecular function: SNAP receptor activity; SNARE binding. Lineage: Eukaryota; Fungi; Ascomycota; Dothideomycetes; Pleosporales. The transcript is spliced from 5 exons. The record is from RefSeq and is a predicted model, not a curated record. Gene Ontology annotation, cellular component: endomembrane system; plasma membrane; SNARE complex. Gene Ontology annotation, biological process: intracellular protein transport; exocytosis; vesicle fusion.